GUGUUGCAAAGUGAAUCAGCUGCUCAGUAGGGGCUCCUUGCUACGUUUGAUGUCACAGGAUGAAAAGGGUUCACAAAUAACAGGAUUUUAACCGCAUCAGCCCAGGCAACACAAAUAGACACAGAUCCCCCACAGCCACAUUUCCUUAUUAUCAUUCUUUUACUCUAAUUUUUUCUGACUGAGGAUGACAUUUGUGUUUCGCAGGUACCGCAGGUUAUUUUCAGCACACUGCUCCUGUGGGAGGAGAACAGGGGAAGGGAGAGGAGGAACGGGCUGUCUACAUAAAUCAUCCCAGAGAAGAGACAUGUUAUGCUGGAGUUGACCCAGAAAAGUGAAAUUUUCCCCCCAUGAGCUCACUCUGCAGAAACCUCCAGCUCCAGCUUCAAACUCUCGCGGUGCUUCGCGUGCUCCCGCUCCAUCUCCCAAGAUAAAAAAGAGGGGCUCGCAUCAUCACAGGCAGGCUCAGCUGACGCGGCGCUGGGAGCUGACGGCCACAAAAGAGGCAUGGAGCAGAGGUGAGUGUUAAUCCAUGGAUGGCCAGUUACACUCCUGUGCAGCUCACUCCUGCAGUGCACCAGCAUCAUGAUAAGCCCAAUCCUAUCACAGACUCUGCUAUAGCUGCCGUUUAUCUAUCGCCAUGGUGAGAGAGAGUUUCUGGACCUUGACUCUGUUGCCAUGGUGACCCUGUAGCAAGAACCCUGGCUAUCACAUAAAAAGAUCCAGGUAACUAUUUCAAUCUGCUGCCAUGGCGAUGCUGUAAAGACGCCCUGUAUACUCGUAAGUCUGUUGCUAUGGUGACCCUGUAGCAAAGCAACAGUCACCUAUGGGAACGUCCAGGAUGUUCCGCAUCUUCAUCGUCCUGGGCUCGGCCUUCAUGAUCCUCCUCAUCAUCAUCUACUGGGACGAUGUCGGAGCCUCUCACUUGUAUUUGCACACGCCCGUCUCACCGGGCCCCAAAAUCCCACACCCCCCACCCCAGCAGCGGCCCCAGACCUCCCGAACUCCGUCCUUCCUGUCUGAUAUCGAUGCCUUCGUUAACCAGUUCUUAGAGCCGGGAACUGGUGAGCCCACAGACCCCGUCCCCGUCGACACAAGCAACCAAUCAGAGAAAGCAGAAGAGCGGUACAUACCACGGCGGGAGUGGAAGAUUCACCUGACUCCAGUGGCAGCGGAGCUCCGUGAGAGACAGGAGCAGCGGCGGAGGUUACUUCAGGAGAUGUGCGCUAAUGACAGCAUGGUGUUUUCUGGCAAAAACCGUUCAUUUGACGACAUUCCCAACAAGGAGCUAGAUCACCUCAUCGUGGACGACAGGCACGGUAUCAUCUACUGCUACGUCCCUAAGGUGGCGUGCAGUAACUGGAAGCGGAUCAUGAUAGUCCUUAGUGAGAGCCUGCAGCAGGAUGGUGUUCCCCAGAGAGACCCGCUGGCCAUCCCCAGGGACCUGGUCCACAACAGCAGCAUGCACUUUACCUUCAACAAGUUCUGGAAACGCUAUGGCAAGUUUGCAAGACACCUCAUGAAGGUUAAGCUGAAGAAGUACACCAAGUUUCUUUUUGUCCGGGACCCCUUUGUACGUCUCAUCUCUGCCUACCGGAAUAAAUUUGAACUGCGCAACGAGGACUUUUAUCGACGCUUUGCACAGGUCAUGCUGCGCCGCUAUGCCAACCAGCCAACACCCCCCACCUCUGUGGACGAGGCGUUUGCUGUGGGUAUCCAUCCCUCAUUCUCCCACUUCAUUCAAUACCUCCUGGACCCUCAGACAGAGAAGGAGAUGCCCUUUAACGAGCACUGGCGGCAGGUGUAUCGGCUCUGCCACCCGUGCCAGAUUCAGUAUGACUUUGUGGGCCACUUGGAGACGGCAGAAGAGGACGCCGAGCACCUGCUGCGCCAGCUGCGGGUGGACAACGUGGUGGAAUUCCCCACCUCCCAUAGGAACCUCACAGCCAGCAGCUGGGAGGCCGAUUGGUUCAGCACAGUACCUGUGAAGGCACGGAGAGAACUCUACAAGCUGUACGAACCUGACUUCAGGCUUUUCGGCUACGACAAACCGGACUCGAUCCUCAAUGAGUGACUCAAGUUUCUACAGGACUGACCAUGCCACACAGACAAAAUGUUUUUUAUGUCAUGAAAAAAUGCUACACUCCAACAGCAGUGACACCUCCCUUUUGUUCUGGCCUUUGCAGUUGCGUUCUUCACUCUUGUCUGUUCUACACUAAAUGUGCACAUCAUUAAGGACGCUCACUGCUCUAAGGAAGCACACUAGUGAGGUGAAGUCAGGUAACAGCCAUUAUACAUUAUUGAUUUCCUUUAUUAAAUUACAAAGAUAAUGAGAAGCACACAAGUUAGAGGACAGUUGAAAUGAGGACUGUGCAAAGGGCAGGCAUCCCUAACAUGUUACAUUCAGUGUAGUCUGUAAUUCAUAUUUCCAUGAUGAGUCUCAUGCACUCCCAAAGUUGAUGUCAACCCACCACCCCCCACCCCACGCCUGUGAUUUGUGAUGUCGCAGCUCCGUUGUGACUGUGACGAUCAAACAGGCUUUGUAGCAGGAUGUUGCAGAAAAACCUUCGCCGAAGUGAUGCCGCAGAGCCAUUCCCCUUUUGCUGUUGUGACGUCAGCACAGGUGUGGCAGUUUUGUAAAUGUGGGCGACGAGUUAAAACAAGGUGUUAUUAGAUCAGUUUAAAAAUGUAGUUGCACUAGAGUGUUAGUUGUCAGCUAAUUUAUUUCACAUUGUGUAAGUGCAAUGUUUAUGUUGAGCAUGAAAGGGAUUUUUAUGUUGUUUAAAAUGCUAACAACAGCUGUCAACAUCAGAAACAGGUAGAUUUAUUUUAUACCUCAUACACAGGUGAAGAUAUUCACAUAACACACAUACUGUUCCUCCUCAACAACAAACUGCUUCUUCAGACCUCGCUACAUUAGGUUUCAGCAUGGAGAAAUCCGUUAAAUUAUAUUUAUGGAAUAAUUUCUGAUAACAUUCUAGCAGCUCGCUUUAUUUGACAGUUUCAGAGCAUGAUAUGCAGUAAAUGCCUUAUCGUAGCCUCGUCAUGUAGAAGCACAGCAGCUCCACAGCAGCUGGAUUUGUCUCAGCUCGUCUUUGAGGCAUAAAACUGGAGUUUCAACAUUCUUUUGAUUUCAUCUCAGCUGCACAUGCCCAGGUGAGCCUCUGUGCAUUUAAACAGACAGUUUUCUAAAGGGAACAUCUUCUUUUAUUGCUGUGUUGUUACCAUGAGAUGUUAUCAUCCACAUUUGAUCGUCCUUGUGUUCUCAUGCACAAACUGCAGUUACUAACACUGAACUAUACUGGGUUACCCUGGAGACUGCAGCAGUGUUGUUGUGUGUGCCCCCCUCCCUCCUCCCCUAAAUAUGCUGAACAUUUUUUAGGGCAGCAUUUUCAUGGGAUGAAGUGUUUUGUAGCAAGGAGCUGGACACAUUACACAAAGACAGCAAAGAGUGUGUGAGUAGGUACGAUGCUGUGCUGUUGCGAAGACACAUAACUCGCCAAGUCGGGUUGAUGCUAGCAUCUAAAGUACAACUGUAAAGUUGGUGCAAGACGAGGUGUUAGUCAGUAUUAAUGUCAGAGUUUCCAAGUAAAGGCUUGCUUGUGGUUAGAGUCAGGAUUAAUCACAUCACGAUCUCGGCAAGGACUGGUUCAUAUGAUUUAUAUGAGAGGAGUGGGAAGAGAAGAUAGUGCCUUUGGUUGCAUACGUUUACACAGCAGAAAAAAAAAGUAUUUUUGUAGAAGGACUUCAUUUUUACUUAGAACACAAUACAGUGAGAGCUGUAUGAAGCCACAACAAGGUAUAUUUGAUAUACUGGGCCUUGUUUACCUUGUGUGAUUAUUAUUUGGGACAAAUAGGAAAUAACAGAGCCCUUAAGUAGAAUUGUCUGACUGUCUGGGAAUUAGUAUGAUUUGUGAUUCUGUGAGGACUCUGUGAGUGUGCUUUUUGACGUGGUUGUGUCCAGUGGAUUGCUCUGUGUCAUUUACCACAUUGGAUUACUGUGUGGUUUGUACUGUACGUGAUGUCAUAGACAUGCUUUGUGCCACAUUGUUCUGCAAGUCACUGAGAUGUUACAUGUUCACACACUAUUGACUCAGUGUUGUCUCGCUGCCUUUUGGUUUAUUUUUGUUUUUUUUAAUGAGUGUGGAACAUUUUGUCAGGGGAGGAAACUGUAUUGCUUUGUUUUUUGUUUAAAAAAAGCAGACUUUGACUGAAUGGCUUAGUCCACACCUGAAUAGGACUGAAUUAUUAAGCAUCAGUGGUUGUUUUUUCCUUCUCACAGAAAGGUAGGUUUAUGCAAAGAAAAAAAAAAAAGAAGAAAACACACCUAGUUAUCCCACACUCCCACCUUAUCAAUGUACCAAUCAAGUUAAUUGUAUUGUCAUAUCUCUUUUGUAUUUUUGUUAUGUUCUUUUACUGUAUUUUCUUUUGUGGCUGUCCAUAAGUUUUUUUUCUUCUUUUUUUCCUUUCAAAGUGCAAAACAACAACAAAAAAGCCAGACAUUAAGAGAGAAAAAUUUUGUAAGGAAAAAAGAAACUUUAUUUAUUGGCAGAAUAAAACCUAUGAGUGCAUUCUGCUUUUGUAAGGGGGGAAUCAAUCUUUAUGGGCCUUUAUUAAAGCUUAGAGUUUGACUGCUGAUAAGCAUAUUUUUUUCCCCAGUGACCUGACAUCACCACAACAUUACUGCUUUGAACAGCUUAAAUGUUUGUUGAAGCUGCAGCACCAAACCUUGUCCUACAUUUUGACCUCAUUCCAUUUCCUAGCAUCACAUAGUGGCACACACCGAACUCUAUUUUUGAGAUAGAUGUUUUUUGUAAAACAUGUAUUGUUCCAUCUCAUUGUUCCAUUCAUGGGAAAAAUGCAAAACUAUUCACUCAGUUUCAUUAUUAUUAUGGUGUCAUGCAUCAUCUCGUCUUUGUACAAGAGAAAUAAAGGUGGUGGGGCAUGAUGGAGGAUUUAUUA
Lates calcarifer (barramundi perch) is the source of this 4959-nucleotide messenger RNA. It is a transcript of the gene chst12a, whose product is annotated as carbohydrate (chondroitin 4) sulfotransferase 12a. NCBI's taxonomy places the organism in Eukaryota, Metazoa, Chordata, Actinopteri, Centropomidae. Bases 824 to 2071 code for a protein of 415 amino acids. Gene Ontology annotation, molecular function: sulfotransferase activity. Gene Ontology annotation, cellular component: membrane. Gene Ontology annotation, biological process: proteoglycan biosynthetic process; carbohydrate biosynthetic process. The record is from RefSeq and is a predicted model, not a curated record. The transcript is spliced from 5 exons.